This is a messenger RNA of Neofelis nebulosa (Clouded leopard), 1074 nucleotides long. Its product is annotated as histone H4. Gene Ontology annotation, molecular function: DNA binding; protein heterodimerization activity; structural constituent of chromatin. The transcript has a single exon. Gene Ontology annotation, cellular component: nucleosome. NCBI's taxonomy places the organism in Eukaryota, Metazoa, Chordata, Mammalia, Carnivora, Felidae. The coding region runs from base 41 to 352 and encodes 103 amino acids. The record is from RefSeq and is a predicted model, not a curated record. Gene Ontology annotation, biological process: nucleosome assembly.
GUAACCUAACUUCGCUGCUUUGUUUUACUGACUGGAGGACAUGUCUGGUCGCGGCAAAGGCGGGAAGGGUCUGGGCAAGGGGGGCGCCAAGCGCCACCGCAAGGUGCUGCGCGACAACAUCCAGGGCAUCACCAAGCCCGCCAUCCGGCGGCUGGCCCGGCGCGGCGGCGUCAAGCGCAUCUCCGGCCUCAUCUACGAGGAGACCCGCGGGGUGCUCAAGGUGUUCCUGGAGAACGUGAUCCGGGACGCCGUCACCUACACGGAGCACGCCAAGCGCAAGACGGUCACGGCCAUGGACGUGGUGUACGCGCUCAAGCGCCAGGGCCGCACCCUCUACGGCUUUGGGGGCUAAGACUUUGCGUACGAAAAGUGAAUUCUUUGCCAACCCUAAAGGCCCUUUUCAGGGCCACCUAUCCAUGCACUAGAAGGAGCUAGCGACGCUGUUUAUUUCCUUUUCGUGGGAACUGAGGUUACUGCAUGUAUUUUGCGAUCUGAGUUCCAUGACUUCCAUAUAAUUUAACCAUGUUUACUCCUUGUCCGGGGGCAUUAAACAUCAAGGCAGCCUUUAAGGUUUAUGUUCACGGACCUUGUCUAUGGGUUUUUCUAUUUUUGAGACGUGCCCACACUUUAAGUUGCAAUCCAUUUAUAGACAUGUCCCAAACAUGAGAUUGUACAUUUUUCAAAUCCAGUUGCUAUCUGGAAAUAAAGCUUGAAUAUGAACUGGAGGAAAAACCAUUAGCCUACUCUGUUCAAGGAAAAGCAAAGUGAGAAUGCCCAGCUACUACGUGGUAACUAGGGGGAAGGGUUUGAUGUGAGAAGCUUAGACUGAGCUGUAGACUGCAGCCACCUAUAAGCAAGCCUCCUAGGUGGCACGUGGGGACUUUUUCGCCCCUUUUCUCCCUCAUAUUUGGAUUAUGUAAAAUGAUUACCAAUAAAAUGUAUUUAAGCCACAAUGAUUUGGGGGUUUGUCUUAAUCUUGUCACGUCUAUUCCCUGAUAUUCUAUAAUAAAAGCAGCAAUGUUAAGUCCUCUCACAAACCCGCUGGUGCCUCCUUUAAAGCCAGAAAGGGAGCUA